AUGGCGAGAACCAAGACGAAAAACCACACCCAGCAACAAAAGGACAUCCUCCGCUCCACCUCCGCUCCGCUUGUGAAGUCCCCGCCGCCGAAGAAGUCCCAAAAGUCAAUCGAAAACCUCCUGACCGAAGCGGCCGAGUUACUCGAACAGGCACAACCCGAACUCGCCCUACCACUUGCGGAGGAGGCUCUGCAACGUCUCGAAGCGGAUCGCCGGCACCACCAGAAGCCCUCGCAGAAUGGAGACGAGACGGAUAUCGAAGAGCUCCUCUCCCUGGCCGCCCGGGGACAACCUACACUACCUACCGCAUUAGUCCUCAACGCCGAAAUACGCGUGGCGCUCGGAGAUGUCGAGCCCGCGCGAAGGAACUUCGCCCGAGCGACGCAGAUGGACAGGGACGGGGCACUAAUAUCGGCGGAACCGUGGCUCUGGCUUGCCCAGCUCUGCGAAGAAGGCGGAAGGGAAAGUAUCCGGUGCUUUGAACAGGCUUGCGAAGUCUUGAGGAAUGAGAUCGAUGUGAUUGAGGAGGCGGCCAGUGGGAAUGGCGAGACAGGCGCCGGGAAGGUGCUCGACGAGAAGAAGGCGAAGCUGGCGGACGCCCUGUGCGCCAUGGCCGAGGUCUACAUGACCGAUCUGUCGUGGGAGGCCGACGCCGAAACGCGGUGCGAAGCGCUGGUCACAGAGGCGGUGGCGGUCUGUCCGGAAGACAUGGCCGCGGGGGUUUUGCAGACGCUGGCCAGCGUGCGGAUAAGCCAAGAACGAAUCGACGAGGCCAGAACGGCGUUGAAGAGAAGUCUGGAUAUCUGGCAUAAGGAGCCCGGCCCCGCAUCGUCCGAGGACACGCCUCAAGACCCUACUCGAAGUGAAGACGGUUCGGAGGAAGACGCUCGAAAACCCGACUUCGCAACGCGAGUGUCGCUUACCCGCCUGCUCAUGGAAGUCGAGCUCGAACCGCUCGCUCUGGUCGUGUUGGAUGGCCUCGUCCGCGAAGAUGAUCAGAGUGUCGAGUGCUGGUACUUGGGCGGGUGGUGCCAUGUCCUCAUUUCUCAGAAGUCUGGAAUCACGUCCGAGGAGAAAUCGAAAAACCAACAGACGGCGAGAACGUGGUUGGAAAACUGCUUGAGAUUAUACCCUGUGCUGAGUUAUGACGACGAACGGCUACGGGACCACGCCGUCGAAUUGGUUGGGGGUUUGAAGAACGAGCUCAGUGCAGAGGGUGAAAUGGAUGAAGACGAUGAUGAUGCUUGGGAAGACAUGGAUGGGCAGGACGGUGACGAGGAUGACGAUGGUGAUGUCGAGCUCGAAAUCGAAGACGAGGAUGUGAAAGGCCAUGGUGCCGCGAACGCCGGUGAUGGCGAUGUGGAAAUGACAUAG
Cladophialophora yegresii CBS 114405 is the source of this 1374-nucleotide messenger RNA. RefSeq lists its product as uncharacterized. Gene Ontology annotation, molecular function: protein binding. The transcript has a single exon. The coding region runs from base 1 to 1374 and encodes 457 amino acids. The record is from RefSeq and is a predicted model, not a curated record. NCBI's taxonomy places the organism in Eukaryota, Fungi, Ascomycota, Eurotiomycetes, Chaetothyriales, Herpotrichiellaceae.